Diachasmimorpha longicaudata is the source of this 4182-nucleotide messenger RNA. It is a transcript of the gene Alg-2, whose product is annotated as Apoptosis-linked gene-2. NCBI's taxonomy places the organism in Eukaryota, Metazoa, Arthropoda, Insecta, Hymenoptera, Braconidae. The record is from RefSeq and is a predicted model, not a curated record. The transcript is spliced from 4 exons. Bases 151 to 723 code for a protein of 190 amino acids. Gene Ontology annotation, molecular function: calcium ion binding.
UUUUCAGUGUAAUUGUUCGGUUUCAGUGCUGAAGACGUACGUUGAACGUUGAAGUACGUUACAUCGUGGGUGUGAUAUCGAGCUUUGUUUGUUGCAUUUGAAUCAACUUUAGGCUGAUAAAUAAAUAAGGUAUUUUGAGAAUUCCAUAAAAUGUCGCAUUGUUCAUCAAUGCCAUCGAGGGAAUUCCUGUGGGAUAUUUUCCAAAGAGUCGAUCAGGAUAACUCGGGAGCAAUCAGCGCUGAUGAGUUGCAGCGAGCACUCUCCAAUGGCACCUGGACACCAUUUAAUCCUGAAACAGUGCGUUUGAUGAUAGGUAUGUUUGACACUGACAAAAGUGUUCCCAAUGAAACAGGUAUGUUCGACAAGAAUCAGAAUGGAACCGUAAAUUUCGAAGAAUUUGGAGCGCUGUGGAAAUACGUGACGGAUUGGCAGAAUUGCUUCAGAUCAUUCGAUAGAGACAACAGUGGGAAUAUCGAUCGUGAGGAAUUGAAGAUAGCAUUGACCAAUUUUGGAUAUCGAUUGUCAGAAAAUCUCAUUGAUACACUCAUCAGGAAAUACGAUCGUUUGGGCAGGGGCACUAUUUACUUCGAUGAUUUUAUUCAAUGCUGCAUUGUACUCUAUACUCUAACAUCAGCCUUCAGAAAGUUGGAUUCUGACCUGGAUGGAGUCAUCACAAUCCAUUACGAACAAUUCUUGGGCAUGGUCUUCAGCUUAAAAAUUUAGCUGAUGUUUACUGAGUAAGUCCGAAGGAAGAUGUUCCAUGGAACGCCAAAUGAUAUGAGAGAGAGAGAGAAAUCCAUCAAAAUAUUCAGUCGCGCCUGGUGCGUGAAAUUAAAUGUAUCAAAUAAUCGAUUCAAUGAUUUCCGUUGUUAACUAGGUUCUUUCUCAGGCACAUUCCCAUUUAUCUCUGAUUCAAUAUCCAGUAAAUUCUGUCCACGUGUUUCAUGAAUAUAUGAAUGGAAAAUCUACAAAUGGUUUCUCCUCGGAGUGAGUUGCCAAAUUUGCUUAAGACUUGUCGAGUAUUACGGUGAGAAAAAAAGAAUAGUUUUGCCACAUAUUCAUUCAAGAAAAGUAUUCAUUUUUUAAUCGUAUUUUUUUCUAUCGAGCCCUUCGAAGGCUAAUUAUAAUUAUAUACGGGAUAAUUAGGUUUUAAUCAUGACAAUUAUGUUGCUCUAGCGGACAGCUAUGCCGCACAUGACAUUGCAUGAACUCCUCUAAUAAAAACUUAUUUUUCAUAAAUUUCUCAUUUUUUUAAAGGAAAACAUUUUGAUCGAUUUUUUAUGGUGAUGAUUAUUGAAGGAGUUCAGUCAAAGUCAUAACAUAAUUUGCAUAAUUCGACCUUGACGAGGGUUCGCUGGAAAAAUGGCAUGACUGGCGAAGUACGCUAUUAAGUGGUCAUGCAAUUUACCAUCAGAGUCAGAAUUUCAAUUCGAUUAUUUUGUAGGAUGAGAUGAUUGUUUUGGAAAACACAAAUUGUUAAGCUCUGUGUAAGGUAGUUCUUGAGGGAAUAAGAAUUAGUUUUUUGAAAGAUAAACAUUUCGCCCUAGAAAAUAAUGGGAUUAAAAAUUUUACUCUGAUGGUAAGUUGUGUGGCCACUUAAGAAAUUAAAUUUUCUAAUAAAUUAAAGUUGAUCUGAGUACCAGGACAUUGUGGUCAGGUAAUGACUGACGAGUUGGCUAGGAAAGGUGCGGGAAGUCACUUCUGUUUUUUCCAGAGAAAUCGUUAAGGUAGCUCUACCUGAGGGCAGAGCUACCUUAACGACCUCGGUCUGUUACCGACCGAAUCCCCUACUUUUGAAUAUUCUCAGUUGCCAAAUUUUCCGAUUAAUUUCACGAGUAAAAUUAAAAAAAAAAUCAUUUAUAGUCAGUAUUAUCUAAAUUAUAUUUCGAAAUGUAUUGAUAUUUUUUAAACAUUUCUUUUUAUACACAAAUAAUAGAACUUCUCUUCCAAACGGUGGAUUAUCCUUUACGAAGUGUCAAAAAAUUCUUUGAUUUGUUUUUACGUCUAAGGAUAAAAAAUUCAGAUUUUAAGCUUUCACCACAUCAACUCAAGGGGCCCGUUAUUGGACGACUAAGCUGAAGAAAAUAAAUACUUUUCUGAAGGAAAUGAAUCACUGGCAAAUAUACUCUUUCUGUAUUGAUGUAUAUGAGAGAUUUUUUUAUAGAAUGACGUGGUGGAAAAAUCAAAAACAUGUUAAACAAAGAAAAAAAUGUAAAAUGGGACUUUGGUGUUGAAUGUAAUAUUUCAAAAUUUGUAAUACCUCAUAAUUGUAUUAACCAAACGGGUCUAUGUGCCGUGGAAUUUCCGAAAUUAUUAGUGUCUUAUGUACGCAAAUGUUCCUAAUUGUAUGAAAGUCAAUUCGUCCGGCUUAAAUAAAUCAAAGUGUCGUGAUUUGCCGUUUUCUAAACGUAUGACAUUUUAUGUAAACUCAGCUACUAUUUAUUUUUCAAUAAUCAACUUGUACUAUAAACAUCGAUGAACUCUCGCAUUAUCCGUACCCGGUGCGAAACCCACAUCUGCAAACAAGUUUCAUUGGAAAAAAAUAUAAAAAUUAGAAAAACAUUUCGUGCUGUGAAUGGGUUUUUGUAAAGUAUCCUGAGAUGAAGGAUUUCGGUUGCGAAAAAGGAUUGAUUUGUUUUGAAAAAAUUUUUAUUUUCUGCGCACGAAAAAUAUUGCAAAUACGAUGAUUUUUUAGGGAGAAUAGUACUAAUGUAAUAAUCCUGCAAGCUCAGAACAAGUUAUGUACUUCAUAAAAUUCCUUUUAUGAGGAAUUUUCGCCCUGAUGAGUAUUCUUUAGCGAGCAAUUUUAUAAUUCCUUUCCCACCACUAUUUUUUAACAUAUUUAAUGCAUCAUUUUUCCCAACAAUAAGACAUCAAUAACAAUGAAUCCUUCUCAACUUGAUGAGUUCUUCGGAUUGUUUCUACGGAUAUUUUCACAUUAUUUGAAGAAUAUUUCAUUCCAGUCAUCAGUUAUUAGAAGACCGAAUUUUUUAGAACGACGUUACGAAUAUUCAAUCUCAAUUUAUUGAAUUGUAAAGUGUUAUCUGAUUUCUGUUACAAGUAUUAUCCCAUAUAGUUGAUUAAUGGAGGAGUUAGCGAAUAAUUUUCAAACUACUUAUUCAUUUUAUGUAGAGACCCUUAUUUACGGGUUUACAAAUUUUCAAUGAGAUGUUUGCUAUCUAUCAUCUCCACUUGAAUUUAAAAAAUUCGCCGAUCCUCAUGGGACAUACGAGUUCGGAGCAAGUUAAGUUGUUUAGAAGGAGAGAUAUUUGAAAAAAUCAAUUGUCAAAAUAUCUAAUGUGAGUACGAUAAAAUUUUUGAAAAUUCCUCUUAAACAUUCAGGGGAUUUCUGGAAAAUUUUCGCAGAAGUUCGCGGAAAAAUGCGCGUUUCGCCCAAAUUUAUAGCUCUGGAAUUUUUUCUCGUCACUAUUUUGAGUCUUUUUUCUCGUAUUGUCACGAAAAUUUUUCUUAAAAAUUUUUCUCCCAGUAAAACCAUUUUCUAUGCUACGUAGUUUCCUUGAGCUACUGAUUUUGUAAUUAAGAUCCAUUCAUGAAAGAUAUUCUAACAUUGAAAAAUUGCCAGUUCGAUCAAUGAUCAGCCUCAAGUCAAUUAUUUUAAACGUCAAGUGGCACCUUGAUUCAACGUGAUUUAAAACUUGCCUGAUGUUCAAUAAAUAUUUUUAAAUCCCAAUGGGAUAAAGUUUUAGGAAUUGUUUGUAAAAAAAAUAUUUUAAUGAACCUUUUAUUUCAUUAGAUUCAAGUCCCUUUCUCGAAACAGUCUCGUUUUACUAUUUUUUGGUGUUGUAAAUAUGAAAUAAUUGUGAAACAAUUCCUACGUUGGACAUUAUCCACUUGGGAUUUGUUAUAGUCGAACAAAAAUGGUUCCGGACUGUUUUAUUAGUCCUUGGAAACCCUCCUUCUGCAUAUAAAAGUAAAUUGCAUAUUUACAAGAGCCCCCAGUGGCCCAAAAAUUGAGAUGUGGCUGAGUUUACAUUCAACAUAAAAUCCACUUCGAUCACUGUCGAGUCAUCCAUCACUGUUAACUAUUUUUACGCAAGUAGGUCAUUAAUUUAAAUAUUUUUGGAUAAAUCUGAUUUUACUGCAACUAUAUUUUUUACUCUGCUAUUCAUGUGCAUAUGUCAAACAACUAUUUGUAAAAAUAAAGAAGAAAUAUAUAACGUA